Molecule: messenger RNA, 1304 nt
Organism: Sander lucioperca (pikeperch)
Lineage: Eukaryota; Metazoa; Chordata; Actinopteri; Perciformes; Percidae
Gene: ccdc43
Product: coiled-coil domain containing 43
Exons: 5
Coding region: 44-688 (214 amino acids)
Source: RefSeq, a predicted model, not a curated record
AAAAGACAGCCGUGCGCCGCCGAAAAGACCCCAAAGGGCCAAGAUGGCUGCGCCCGUGGCAGACGCCGGGGAGUUUGAAAGCUGGCUAAAUGAUCGGCUAGACUCGUUAGAAGUGGACCGUGAGGUGUAUGGGGCCUACAUUUUAGGGGUCCUGCAAGAAGAGGAGAGCGACGAGGAGAAAGAAGAAGUGCUUCAAGGAAUUUUAUCCGCAUUUCUGGAUGAGGAUGCCGUGGAAGAUGUCUGCAAACAGAUCAUCAAGCAGUGGACUGAGUGGCACAACAGAUCCGCAGCCAAAAGUGAUGAUGAUGCUGAAGUCCAGGCCAUCGCCAGUCUGAUAGAAAAACAAGCUCAGAUUGUGGUGAAACACAAGGUAGUGUCUGAGGCGUCAAAGGAAAGGAAAGAAGCCCUCCUCGCUCAAUACGCUAAUGUUACAGACGAUGAGGAUGAAGCUGAAGAAGAGGAGCAAACAAGUGGAAACUGCUUUACUGGAAAUGAUAAAUCCCUGUUUAAGAACACCAACGUGGAAGAGGUGCUGAGCAGACAAAAGCAAAAGCGGGACCAGGCUCGUGAAGACUCUCAGAAGAAGAAGGAGGGGGACAAGAUGCAGCGGGAGAAGGACAAGCUAGCCAAACAAGACCGAAAAGAGAAGGAGAAGAAGCGUACACAGAAAGGUGAACGCAAAAGAUAAAACCAAGAGAAAAGACACUUUGUAUGUGGAAAUGUUUUGUUAUGAGACCGAAAUGAAAAACAGUCAUUGCCUCGUUUUUAGCUGAACCUUAUUGGCACAUUCAGUAUGUGAACACGUCUUCAUCAGACCCUCCAGGUUAAUUACUUUCUUUUCAUAUGUGUAAAAAACAAUGUAUUAGAUAUUGCGCAAAUCUUUAUGAUUGACAGCAAUCGUAUGUCGACGCAAAAAUAAUUUGCUUAUUUGACUCUACCGAUAUGUUGUUGCAACGAGUGUGAAAGCUUAACCUUUGACACAGUUACCCCUCAAAUGAUCAAAGUAUACACUUAAAACACAAAUUGCAUUGAGUAUGGUAAAAGCAGAGGAAUGCUUGUAAAGCAACUCAGUCCAGAGUUUCUGCUAUUAUCCUCUGUGCCAAUAUGCCUUUCAUUUCUUUACAUCUUUUAAGUAAGGCAAGUGUCAAACUGUUUUGUGUUCAUUUUUUUGUGCUUAAGGUUUAACUGUCUAUGCAUUUUGUCUGAGAAUAAACCCAAAAGAGCAGUUGCAAAUUAUACCUCAAAUAUAUCAUGUAUCAUCACUUGAAUGUUAAUAAUGAGGUUCAUCAUCUUUUGAAAUUAAU